Chenopodium quinoa (quinoa) is the source of this 2357-nucleotide messenger RNA. Its product is annotated as monocopper oxidase-like protein SKU5. The coding region runs from base 267 to 2048 and encodes 593 amino acids. Lineage: Eukaryota; Viridiplantae; Streptophyta; Magnoliopsida; Caryophyllales; Amaranthaceae. The transcript is spliced from 9 exons. The record is from RefSeq and is a predicted model, not a curated record. Gene Ontology annotation, molecular function: copper ion binding; oxidoreductase activity. Gene Ontology annotation, cellular component: plasma membrane.
GGGUGUAGCAUUUUCCUUAUUAAAAAAUGUUUUUUCGUAAAAAAGAAGAAAAAAAACGAUUAUUUAUUUCUGCCCCAUAAAAAAAACCUCAUAUUCUGUAAAUAACAAUUUCAUCAUUGUCUCUUUCUCUCUCUUGCUCCCCUGCCUCUGCUUUUCUCUCUCCAAAAGCUGAUAAUGUAAACACACAAAACUCAAAUAAAUUUGGCAUUAAACUCUUGAAAACAUCAAAGAAAAACCUCCAUUUUUUCUGAACACAGAAAAAUAAAAUGGUUUCAACUAGCACUACCAUAGUGUUAAUUGGGCUCCUAAUUUCAGUGUUAGUGAGCUUAUCUUCAGCUGGUGAUGCCUUUGUUUACUAUGAUUUUGAAGUCUCAUACAUCACUGCUUCUCCAUUGGGUGUUCCUGAGCAGGUCAUUGCUAUUAAUGGUAAAUUUCCAGGACCUCCCAUCAAUGUCACUACUAACAACAAUGUAGUUGUUAAUGUGCACAACAAAUUGGAUGAAGAACUCUUAAUGACAUGGGCAGGAGUAUUUCAAAGGAGAACUCACUGGCAAGAUGGAGUAUUAGGAACUAAUUGCCCAAUUCCUCCUAAGUGGAAUUGGACUUACCAAUUCCAAGUUAAGGAUCAAAUUGGGAGUUUCUUUUACUUCCCUUCUCUCAAUUUCCAAAGAGCUUCUGGUGGUUAUGGUGGAAUUAUUAUCAACAAUCGUCCAGUUAUUGCGAUUCCUUUCGCCACGCCCGAGGCCGAUAUCAUCCUCAUGAUCGGAGAUUGGUACUCUAAGAGCCACUCGGAUUUGAGGAAAACCCUUAAUGGAGGCAAAUCUCUAGGAAUGCCAGAUGGUGUUCUUAUUAAUGGAAAAGGUCCUUACAAAUAUAAUAACAGUGUUCCUGAUGGCAUUGAUUAUGAAAUUAUAGAUGUUCAUCCAGGGAAAACAUACCGUCUUCGUGUACACAAUGUUGGAGUCUCAACUAGCUUGAACUUCAGAAUUCAGAGCCACAAUCUGCUUUUGGCAGAAGUUGAGGGAUCCUACACUGUGCAGCAAAAUUACACUAGCUUGGACAUUCAUGCGGGACAAUCUUACUCAUUUUUGCUAACAACUGAUCAAAAUGCCAGCUCUGAUUACUACAUAGUCGCCAGUGCUCGUAUGGUCAAUCAAACGACUUGGCAGAAAGUUACUGGUGUUGCAAUCUUGCGUUACUCAAAUUCCAAAGGAAAGGCACACGGCCCCCUCCCAGACCCUCCACAAGAUGAAAAUGACAAGACAUUCUCCAUGAACCAGGCCAGAUCAAUCAGGUGGAAUGUGUCUGCUAGUGGUGCCCGUCCUAACCCACAGGGUUCCUUUAGAUAUGGUGACAUAAAUGUGACUGAUGUUUUCCUCAUACAAAACAAGCCCCCUGUGAAGAUAGGUGGGAAAAAACGCACCGCACUUAAUGGGGUUUCAUUUGUCAAUCCUACCACACCAAUGAGGCUUGCUGAUAAGCACCAUUUGAAAGGCAUCUAUAAGAUGGACUUUCCCCACAAACCCUUGACAGGGGCCCCUCGCAUGGAAACAUCAAUUAUCAAUGGUACUUACAGGGGAUUUUUGGAGAUCAUCCUUCAAAACAAUGCGUCCAAGGUCCACACUUACCACCUUGAUGGAUACAACUUUUUCGUGGUUGGUAUGGAUUAUGGUGAGUGGUCGAAUAACAGUAGAGGAACAUACAACAAAUGGGAUGGAAUUGCUCGUACCACAGCACAGGUUUAUCCUGGGGCUUGGACUGCUAUUUUGGUUUCACUCGAUAAUGUCGGUGUUUGGAAUUUGAGAACUACAAACCUUGACUCAUGGUAUCUUGGACAAGAGACCUAUAUCAGGGUAGUCAAUCCAGAAACCGCAGGCAAUCCACAGUUGGCGUUGAAAACUGAGCUGCCUGCUCCUGACAAUGUCCUAUUCUGCGGUGCACUCAAGAAGUUGCAGAAGCCUCAAGAUAUCUCUUCUGCAGCCAUAAAUCCUAUCCAGCUCAUCUUUACGUUGUUGAUGAUAUGCGCGACCAUAUUUCAUUUCCAUUGAGGCAUUAUAACCCGGAUGGAUGUGAUUGUUUAGUUUUCGGGAGCAUGGUCUGUUGGUGAGAUUUGCUUCUAGAGUGUGCAUGUUUUCUUUUUUAGGUUUGUCAAUAUGGAUAUCCACAUUUCUUCGGCCCCCCCUUUUUUUAUAUCUUAGAUUUUUUUUAAUACUCUUAAUGCUCCCAGAGUCUCUGUAGUAGCCUAAUUCAUGAGAGUAAUCAUUCUUUCUAUUCCACGAUUUAUUUAUCAAAUGUAAUCAUGACUAUUUAUUUGUCUAAAUUUCCAUACUCAAUAGAGUUCUUCUCCUUGUCACCAA